Ambispora gerdemannii is the source of this 1128-nucleotide messenger RNA. The record is from the annotation of a GenBank genome assembly. NCBI's taxonomy places the organism in Eukaryota, Fungi, Glomeromycota, Glomeromycetes, Archaeosporales, Ambisporaceae.
AUGGCAAUCACCACUACAGUUGGCAAUAGAUCACAAAGGGUUUCAAACUUUGAAAAUGAAGGAUUGGUUGAAUUGGGUCUUACAACACAAGGAAUCAUUUGUAAUGGGAACAUGAAAUCUUGGCAGUUCAAUCGUAAAUUCCUCACGCAUUCAAUAAUGUCACCAAACUUUUUAAAAGAUUUUGUGCAAGAAACACAAUCACUAUUUAACGAGAUGGGAAACUACUGGUCAAAUCUUGGCACCGACUUUCAAAUAGACCUUGCGCAAUGGAUGUAUCGUUUCACCACCGACACCAUGUUAAAAUCGACAACUGGAAAACCAUUCUACUCUGUCCUAUCAUACUAUAACACACUCGCACCAACCAAAAUAAAAGUUCCCGGUUUGAUGACAAUAGAACCUGAAGAAUUCUUGGCUUUGAUAACGAAUUGGUUGACGAUGGUUAUGUAUUUUCUUUUUUUCUCGAAUUUAAUUCGCCAUUACAUCCCGGGAUUCAGACAAUUCACGCAAAAACUUUUGGCAAAGAAUGAACAAUUGGAUGAGAAAGUAUUAACAAUUAUUGAAGAGAGGAGAAAAGAUAUUGAGAGUUCGUCUGAAACGCCUUUACAAAAUGACAUUCUGACAUCGUUAUUGAUUGCUAAUACUUCUCGAGAUACAAAUUCCUCUUCUAAUGAUGAAGCUUUGAAACCGCUUACGAAUAAUGAAAUUAGACAAAUAAUGUUGGAUGUUUUUAUUGCUGGCAUUGACACGGUAUUUCAAUUAAGUCGUGAAGAUGUAAUCGGCGGCUUAAAAUUCAAGCCUGGGACAAUGUUUUGCGCAAAUCAACAAGGAAUACAUCGAAGCACACAAUACUGGAAAGACCCCGAGAAAUUUAUCCCGGAGCGAUUUGUAAAAGGUAGCGAAUUCGAGGCAAAGAAUCUCGAGAAGAAUGCGUAUAAUCCGUUUGGUGGUGGUCUUCGUUUAUGUCCUGGUAGACAUGUCGCUAUGGCAGAAUUGAAGGUUUUGAUAGUGUUGUUGUUUGGUAAAUAUGAUGUCCAAUUGGCGAAUCCUAAGUCCCCGUUAAAGUAUUCUCUUGUGGCGCUUAAUCAAUGUAAUGAAUUGAAGGUUUUAAUUCGGCCAAAAACUAAUUAG